Messenger RNA from Polistes canadensis, 682 nucleotides. RefSeq names its product transmembrane protein 222. The record is from RefSeq and is a predicted model, not a curated record. Lineage: Eukaryota; Metazoa; Arthropoda; Insecta; Hymenoptera; Vespidae. The transcript has 4 exons. Bases 61 to 618 code for a protein of 185 amino acids.
AAUAAAUCGAUAGUUCAUUGCUUGCUUGCGCGUUCAAACAGCAGGUUGACGUAAACUAUUAUGGAUCCUGAUUUAUUAACGAAUGUAAUAUCCGAAUCUACGAUAAGUUCGCCAGAAAUGGAUCUCAGUAUAAAUCCUGAAAGACAGAGAUUUCCCUUUUGCAUCGUUUGGACUCCACUGCCUAUUAUUACUUAUUUAAUACCAUUUAUUGGUCAUAUGGGAAUUUGUACAUCGACCGGUGUAAUAAGGGAUUUCGCUGGCCCGUAUCAUGUAUCAGAAGAUCAAAUGGCAUUUGGUAAACCUAUUAAAUAUUGGCAGCUUCAGUACACAAAAGCAAAAGGCGGUGUACAAGGAUGGGAUAUGGCUGUAUCAGAAGCCAGUGAAAUUUAUAAAGCCAGGAUGCAUAAUUUAUUUCUCGAUAAUUGUCACUCGCAUGUUGCGACAGCUUUAAAUUUAAUGGCUUAUGAUAACUCUACAAAAUGGAACAUGGUUAAAUUAGCUGCUCUUAUGUUUAUAAAAGGAAGAUACGUUAAUUUUUAUGGUUUUCUCAAAAACUGGUUGCCAUUUUUUAUACUUGUCAUCAUCGUAGUAACACUCGAUUUAGUUUUGGAACUAUAAUCUGUACAAUUUAUUUCAGUAACGCAUGUGGAUAAAUAAUAAUAAAUGUCAGCGAUUUUGUUAU